GAGAACGCUAGGGGGCGUGACAGAAUGCGUCUUCUUCCGCAUUCUCCAUUGUAGUCUAUGACCUGGUUAGCCAGACAACGGCUGGACUCUGGCUGAGGACGUCGACUUCUAACUGUUUGGUUUCAACCUAUCGAUAUAAAAAUGGGGGCUUGUAUGGCCUUAUGCUCGUUAGCCAGCUGCGCUUCCUGUCUGUGUGGUUCGGCCCCAUGCCUCCUCUGUGGGUGCUGCCCCUCCUCAAACAACUCCACCGUCACCAAACUGGUGUUCUCCUUCUUCCUCCUGCUGGGCACUCUGGUGUCCAUCAUCAUGAUCCUCCCGGGCAUGGAGACCCAGCUCCAGAAAAUCCCCGGUUUCUGUCAGGGCGGGAGCACCAUACCGGGCAUCGAGAACCACGUCAACUGUGACGCCAUCGUGGGCUUCAAGUCUGUGUACCGCAUGUGCUUCGCCAUGACCUGCUUCUUCUUCCUCUUCUCCGUGAUCAUGGUGCGCGUGCGCAGCAGCAGAGACCCGCGAGCCGUCGUUCAGAAUGGGUUCUGGUUUUUCAAGUUUCUGAUCCUGGUCGGGAUCACAGUGGGGGCGUUCUUCAUUCCUGACGGAACCUUCCACACUGUGUGGUUUUACUUUGGUAUGGUGGGGUCUUUCCUCUUCAUCAUCAUUCAGCUCAUCCUCCUCAUCGACUUUGCCCAUUCCUGGAACAAGGUGUGGGUGGGCAAUGCUGAAGAAGGCAAUAAGAACUGCUGGUUUGCUGGCCUGCUGUCGUUCACCAUCCUGCACUACGCCCUGGCCUUCACGGCUGUGGUGCUGUUCUACGUGUACUACACCCAGCCGGACGGCUGCACAGAGCACAAGGUCUUCAUCAGCCUCAACCUCAUCUUCAGCAUCAUCGUUUCCGUGGUGUCCGUCCUGCCCAGAGUACAGGAGGCUCAGCCCCAGUCCGGUCUGCUCCAGGCCUCCCUCAUCUCUCUCUACACCAUGUACGUCACCUGGUCGGCCAUGACCAACAACCCUGACCGUAAGUGUAACCCCAGCCUGCUGAGUCUGGUGUCCAACACCACCACCAUCACCCUUGACCCCAGCGCCCCGGCAGAAACCGUCCGCUGGUGGGACGGACAGGGCAUUGUGGGGCUGAUCAUCUUCCUGUUCUGCACGCUCUACGCCAGCAUCCGUUCGUCCAGUAACAGCCAGGUGAACAAGCUGAUGCAUACCGAGGUGGGCGGGGGCUCCGGGGGCAGUGGGGGGGAGGUGGGGGAGGACGGCCUCCGCAGGGCCGUGGACGAUGAGGAGGAGGCCGUCACCUACAACUACUCCUUCUUCCACUUCAGCCUCUGCCUGGCCUCGCUCUACAUCAUGAUGACCCUCACCAACUGGUAUCAACCAGACACAAGCACCCAGGCCAUGCAGAGCUCCAUGCCCGCGGUGUGGGUGAAGAUCAGCUCCAGCUGGCUGGGUCUGGGCCUCUACCUCUGGACCCUCCUUGCCCCGCUCAUGUUCCCCGACCGGGACUUCUUCAGCUGAGCGGGCGUGACCCCGGGCUGGAGGCUGGAGGCUUCACUGCCGUCUCAUGUGAAGGGAUUUGGAAUUUAAAUGUAUGCAACGACGUGUUGUUUUAUUGAUUGUCUUAAUACAUUUCUGUUUGGCUAGUCUUUGGUUACUUUUUGUUAUUUUCUUUGUAUUUGUGUGUCAUAUUUUGUGAUAUUUAAUUUAGUCUUGAUACGUUGUACGAUUUAGACAUGUCAAGGGGAUUUUGAUAAUCAUCUUGCCACAAAAUGAAGUUAUAACACUUGCCAAUGAUAACCUGCACUAAAUCCUCCCUACCUUUCUGACAUAUAGCACCUACUAGAUAUUAUGAUAUGGAUCUUAUUGCAGUACCAUCUAUGGUCCUAUCUAGCAACUGUACAUCUAGGGUAUCAAGCUACUGUAAAUAUAGGACAUCUAGCUCCUCUACAUCUAGGGUACCUAGCUACUCUACAUCUGUGGCACCUAGCUAGGGUAGGGAGCUACCAUCUAUUUACUGUACAUCUAGGCUGUGAUAUGUCGGAGUCCAUGGUGGUCAGGUUUCCCUGCCCAUGGAUUGGCUGAGAGCUCUGCCAGCGUUGGGGCUUCCAGGUUGACCCCGUGCAGAGCCCCAGAGAGGUGGUGUGUGAGGGGGAGAUAAGGGCCGGGCGACACACCCUAACCCCCUCCGCUGGGCUCCCUGUCCUCGCUCUGCUCUCUCGCUAGUCCCUGAGACGUACGCCACAGCUCAGAGCCCCGGAGGGGUACCUCAACAGACCCCUGGUGAACAUAGCAACCACCCCCCUACACUACACACAUGCUUCUAGAUGCAAGAUCCUGCCACCCGAGGACUCUAAUGGACGUUUGUUCCUCUGUCCUUAUAACUAACCCUGGAUUCUGGCGUUCUAGCAUGGGGUACCCAUAUUUUGACCGAUGCUUACCCUGUCUGUCACCACCCUGAAGCAUACCUAUCUCUGGCCCUCACCAUGCCCCAUCUCUGGCCCUCACCAUGCCCCAUCUCUGGCCCUCACCAUGCCCCAUCUCUGGCCCUCACCAUGCCCCAUCUCUGGCCCUCACCAUGCCCCAUCUCUGGCCCUCACCAUGCCCCAUCUCUGGCCCUCACCAUGCCCCAUCUCUGGCCCUCACCAUGCCCCAUCUCUGGCUCUCACCAUGCCCCAUCUCUGGCCCUCACCAUGCCCCAUCUCUGGCCCUCACCAUGCCCCAUCUCUGGCCCUCACCAUGCCCCAUCUCUGGCUCUCACCAUGCCCCAUCUCUGGCCCUCACCAUGCCCCAUCUCUGGCCCUCACCAUGCCCCAUCUCUGGCCCUCACCAUGCCCCAAGUCAGAAGGUUUUUUUCUAUUUAUUUUUCUGUGUGUUAAUGCAAUGAGUCUGUGUGUGUGUGGAUCUGUUUGGCACAAAUUCAAAAUAUAUGUUUGUAAGCAGAAGUUAAUGUAACAAUGCAUUUGAACAUGGAUAUGUCGGUGUUGUGACUUAGCUCAUUAUAAUCCACAAUAGUUUGUUGUUGGGAAUUUCUCUGAAAUUGGAACAUUUCACAGCGGUUGAUUCAUAUGUUUACGUCUCUGGAUGUGGCAGGGUAGAUGAAAUAGGAUAGAUAUUAGUUUUGCAGGUAGUAAGACAAUGUGAGUACUGGCAGAAGUCUCGUUCAGUUUCUGCCUCCAUCAUCUCCUGCAUGUCAGUUAUCCAUCAAUGUUCAGGACUUGAACUUGCUGUACUGUGACACGUUGCUGAGUAUUGUGAUGGAAGUGUUUGAAGGUGUACGUUGGAAUUUCACCUCGUGAUUUGUAAAUAGCAUCGUGACAAUAUCUUCUACCCUGUUGGGGUUUGCUCUAAGGAUGAGUUAAUCGAUUUGAGCGAUGAUUCUUCAGUAUUGAGUGAUGAAGUGUCAAUGCUGUAACCAAUGUGCCUUCAGUCACAGUCUAAAAUAAUCCGUACAAUACCUUGGGAGGUCAGUAGUGCCUUCUGUGCAGGUGGAGCUGUGGUUGCAUGUGCAAGAUAUACUGUAUGUGUUCAGAGAGGAUCCAGGAACUCUUAUCUAAUCUGUUAUUCUUAAAUAAAGUUUCCAUGCUGGUGAAUAAU
Molecule: messenger RNA, 3591 nt
Organism: Osmerus eperlanus (European smelt)
Lineage: Eukaryota; Metazoa; Chordata; Actinopteri; Osmeriformes; Osmeridae
Gene: serinc2l
Product: serine incorporator 2, like
Exons: 10
Coding region: 142-1515 (457 amino acids)
Cellular component (GO): membrane
Source: RefSeq, a predicted model, not a curated record